UUGAGGCAUCCUUCGUCUGACUGAGCCGCAAUGCUGCUCCUGUUGCUGCUGCUCUUCGAAGGAUAUCUCCAGCAUGGAACAAGCCUAGACGCACCCCAGGUCCCAGGACCCCCUGAUCCAGCCACAGAAGAGCCCCUCUCCUUCCGCAUCCUCCAGACCUUCUCCUUUGCCAACAGCAGUUGGGCGUCCUUGCAGGUAUCGGGCUGGCUGGGCGAUCUGCAGACUCAAGGCUGGGACAAGGUCCUGGGCACCAUGAGCUUCCUGCGGCCCUGGUCCCAGGGCAACUUCAGCUCUGAGGAGCUGAAGAACCUGCAAAAUCUGUUCCUACUCUACUUCCACGGUUUCAUCAUUGAGGUGCAGGCCUUUGCGCACCAGUUUCAGUUUGAAUACCCCUUCGAGCUCCAGGUGUCAGCUGGCUGUACGGAACAUGCUGGGAAGGCCUCAGGCAGCUUCUUGAAUGGGGCUUAUCAAGGCUCAGAUUUUCUGAGUUUCCAAGGAAACUCCUGGCAGCCAUCUCCAGGAGCUGGGAGUCGGGCUCAGAAGGUCUGUGCGGUGCUCAGCAACUACCUAGAUAUUAAGGAAAUCGUGCAGACCCUUCUCAGCCACACCUGCCCUCGGUUUCUGGCAGGAAUCCUUGAAGCAGGGAAGUCAGAACUGGAACGACAAGUGAAGCCUGAGGUUUGGGUGUCCAGUGGCCCCAGUCCCAGUCCCGGCCGUCUGCUGCUGGUGUGCCACGUCUCCGGCUUCCACCCAAAGCCUGUGUGGGUGAUGUGGAUGCGGGGUGAGCAGGAGCAGCGGGGCACCCAGCAAGGCGAUGUCCUGCCUAAUGCUGAUGAGACGUGGUAUCUCCGAGUGACCCUGGAUGUGGUGGCCCAGGAGGCAGCUGGCCUGUCCUGCCAAGUGAAGCACAGCAGUCUGGGAGGCCAGGACAUAAUCAUCCACUGGGGAGGUGGAAACUCAGUCCUGCUGACACUGCUCUGUCUGGUGGUGAUAGUGACCCUGCUCCUGCUGCUUGUAAGGCACUCCUGCUUUAAAAAGCACAGCUCAAGUCGGAAGGCCCUGGCGCCCCCUACCCCCAGUCCUGACUCCCCCAUAGGGGCCGAUGCCCAGGGGCCCAGGACUCCUGGACACCAGCUCUACAUGCCACAGGAAUCGUGGAUCAAGAAUAGAUUUUUAGAGAAAUGGAAAACAAGCCUAAACCAACUCUGGCGACAUUAGUUUUACCUCACACAUAAAAUCCUUUUCUGCUUCUUAAACAUGGUUUAUACCUAUAAA
Molecule: messenger RNA, 1275 nt
Organism: Neomonachus schauinslandi (Hawaiian monk seal)
Lineage: Eukaryota; Metazoa; Chordata; Mammalia; Carnivora; Phocidae
Gene: CD1E
Product: CD1e molecule
Exons: 6
Coding region: 31-1218 (395 amino acids)
Biological process (GO): antigen processing and presentation, exogenous lipid antigen via MHC class Ib; immune response; antigen processing and presentation, endogenous lipid antigen via MHC class Ib
Cellular component (GO): external side of plasma membrane
Molecular function (GO): lipopeptide binding; exogenous lipid antigen binding; endogenous lipid antigen binding
Source: RefSeq, a predicted model, not a curated record